CAGAUUUCCAAUUUCCCACGCACAACUCUACGGACAAAGGAUCAUCGUGCUUGCGAUUCCCGACACCAUUCCGACGCUACUGCUUUUCCCGUACAUCCCUCCCGAUUAGAAACGACGACUGACAAGAUGAGUGCGCUAGCCUUUCCCCUGCUCCUACUGCUCUGCUCUACUGCCCUCUCCCAGGGCCACCCUGCACACAGCCGGCCCUCUAAAGACGGUACGUUGAUGCACAGGCCACGAAGACCGCUUGUUUGUACCAUGCCUUCCGUCUUGCGUGUGUGUGCUGACCGUCUGCAGAUCUGCCCGCCGCCCAGGGCCUCGCUGCCGUGGAUGGCCACGAAGGCGGCUACGCCGACCACGAUGGCGAGAAGACCACACACGAGCUCAGCGUCGGCCAGAUCGGCCAUGACCAGCCGAAGGCCUACCCCUACUCGUCGAGCAGCGGCGACACCGAGAAGACCACACUGAACGACUCGCGCGGCCUGGCUGCCCUCAACGGCCAGGAGGGCGGCUAUGCCGAGAGCGAUGGUGAGAAGACCACUCACACCCUCGAGGCGUUUGAGCGAAUGGAUCAGGUGGCAACCGAAGACGAGACACACGAAGAGGGUACGUAGGUGUGAAAGGGGGGAGAGUGGCUCAGUAGUCCAUUUUGUCUGUGCAUUUCUGCAUUUCAGAGUCUCUCGACAGUGAGGCCCCUGAUGAAGUGGAAACUGCUGGUAACGAUACUGUGGAAAGUGACAGCGAUAUUCACCAAGAGGGUAAGCGACACGACACAGCAAGAGUGGGUGCAGCGAGAGACUCACUCAUGUGUCUGUGUCUGAUUCCAGAGACUCUCGAUCAAGUGGAAACCGACAGCGACACUACUGUGGAAACGGGCGACAAAACUUACCAAGAGGGUAAGCAAGGGGCUGGAUGGACUCGAGGGCCGAUCGUGCACUUCCGAUGUCUGAUUUCCAGAGACUGUCGCCAGCGAGGCGCGUGCCAUGGCUGCCGUGGGCGGCCACGAGGGCGGCUAUGCUGACCAUGAUGGCGAGAAGACCACCCACGAGCUCAGCCUUCCCGUGAUUCAGGAGAGUGCUGAGAGUGCUGAGACCAACGCCUACCCCUACACCAGCCUUGACGACGAGAAGACGACCCUCGAGUACCCCCCUCGCGCAAUGGCCGCACUCAACGGCCACGAGGGCGGAUACGGCGACCACGAUGGCGAGAAGACCACCCACAUUCUCGGAUCGCCGCCCAGCAUCGUUCCAUACCCACACGACGGCCACCCGCACAAGGACCGCUCGGCGAAGGACGGGAGCACCCCCACGACUCGCAAGAGCAAGAAGGGCGCCGUUCGCCAGCUCCUGAAGAAGGCCGCGGCCACCAAGGUCGACCCGAGACUCUCGGACCUCAGCGACCGAGGCUCGCUCGUAUCGACCAAGCACACGGUGCACGAGCUGGCCACACAGCUGGGUCAGCCUGAGUGGCAUCAGCCGUCGUCGGCCAACAACAGAGCGCUGCACGUGUAUGACAACGACGGCAACCAGAAUGAGCUCUUCCUGGAGGAGGAAGAGCCCGUUCCCAAGGCUGAGAAGAUGCAGGACAGCAGCCGGCCAUGCACGACACUAUGGUGAGCACUCACACACAUACGGUCACACCGACACACCGAGUGCAACACAAUCAUGGGUGUGUGCAUGUGUGCGGAUCAGGUGUCCACGCGACCGUCAUCUGCGCCGCCGUCCAUCCGAGGCGACGAAAGCUCACCCGCACAUGCACACCCUGUCGUGGGCAGCUCGCGAGGGCACCCUCAAGCACGGCACCACACACGACACGGGCGAUGCUGAUGCGAAGGAGGAGCUGGUGGCCAAGUCCAUGUGGAGCAGAGGCAUACUCGUGGACGCGGUCGCAAGAGAUGACGUCCAGACCCUCCAAGCCGACCUGAAGAAAAUGGGCGGGUGGGCAAACGAGGGAGGGGGAAAGGGGAGAGAGAGAGAUGUGGGUAUGAUUGAUGCGUGUGGCUUGUGUGGUGUGGUGUGGUUGUCAGGUCUGAAAUCAUUUGCAUGGACCGGUUGUGCAGUGCGAUCGUGCCGCACUCGCAGCUGCAGGCCCUCAUGCAGGCCGAGUCCGUGCAGCUCAUCUACCCCGCCUCACCCAUCGAGCGGGACCCACCCAAUACACACGACCACACCAAGAGAGCCCUCCGACAGAGGCACCAAUAGACAGAGACAGAGAGACACAAACACACACACCCGGCCGGCCGACCAGCCAGCCCCCGUUUUAAACGCAUCAGGCAGGGGUUUUCUCUGCCUGGUCGGCCGCUGAUGCGUUUCUCCUUUGCUUGCUUGCCUGUCGCUCUCAUGUGCGCGUGUGGUGUGCGGUGUGUGGUCUAUCGUAUCCAUUUAUCAGCUGCUGGGUGGCAGGACAGGAAGCUCGGUGACAAUUUUCGGCCGCUUUUUGUUUGUCGCGACAGACAAGGCAAGAGAGAUGAUGGGGUUUUGUAUCAGAUCUGAUCAGAUGAGUGAGCCGGGGAUGGCAUCCAUGUUGUGGGCGCGUGGUGUGUGUGUAUGUAUGUAUGUGUGUGUGUGUACGCACGUUCGAUCCAUCGCAGUAACGCCCUACUUGCAUACAUGUAUGUACAAUUGCAUGUAUUCGCGGUGGGCCGAACGGUGUCGCUGUGUCGAAGGCAUGGGUUAUCGAAGGCAGGCAGGCAGCGAGAGAGAGAGAGAGAGAGUCCUUGAGCGGCCGGGGUAGGGUGGGUUCGUGUGUCGAAUGUCAUGUCUGUGCUUCGCUGUGCUUCUUGUAUGUACGUGUCGAUUGGACAUAUAUACGGACCGACGUAUAUUCAUGGCAGCUAGCAAAGCUAGGUUGAGAGCGUCUCAUCUUCCAUCCCUGCUCUCCCUAGCUUAGCUGUGUUUGCCAACAAUGAAUAAUCGCACACGGACCCACCCUCUAUGUCAUGUCUAUGUCCUUGCCUGUCUUGUGUGUUGGGGAUGACCUUAUGGGAGGGAGGCAGAGAGAGAAGUUCGACAUGUCUAGCCCUUCUGCUUGUCUGUCUGUCUGUCUGUCUGUAGGUCUCUCACGCUCUCUCGACCCAUGAUGUACCUACCCUCCCUCCCCAUGUGUGUAUGUCCCUUGUCGAUAGCAACCUCUAUGUGGGCAGGGAGGCGGCCAGGCCAACGUAUGCAUGUGUGCACAAGGGCCGUGUGUGUGCAUGCAUGUCCGUCUGUCUGUCUGUCUGUCUGUGGAUUGAGGUUUUGCUGGCUGUCGGCGUGUCUGCGUGUGUAUGUGUGCAUGGAUGUGUCUGGCCGUGGGAUGGGUGGUUGAGCAGCGCUCGUGUGAUGGACGGGGUGACCGAUGGGAUGUGAUGCAUGUCCCCGCACUGCUACAUAUAUAGUGGGAGAACGUGCGAUGCAUUGCAUGCAUUCAUUCAUCUGAGGGAAGUGUGUCUCGCUGUGUCUAUUGUAUCUGCGUGUGGCUCUGUGUCUGUGUGCAAAUGUGGGGGUGAAUUCGCUGGCUGAGAAAAUGCAGUGACCCUGGGGAAGAGAGAUAGAGAGGGACAGAGGGAGCGGUCGGCACACCCACGCUUUUUGCCCCUUCGUGUGGUGCUUGCUCCUUACUCCUUAUCCGUCCCCUCACUGCCGUUUGCCCGAUGCAUGCCAUGCAUGUCAGUAUCUGUCCGUCCACGAAUGGCACCAUCGUAACACCUGACUGACUGCUGGCUGGAUGCAUCGCUGCCGGCUCUGGCUCAGCUGCCGGCACUUGUCGAUAAUCGGAUAUGAUUCAUCAUCUUGCCCUCGUUCGCCCCCACUGUGUCUGUCUGAUGGGUGUCUCAUGCGUGAGUGCGCUGGUAUUUAUGUGCCUUCUGACAUCAAGAAGGGAGAGAUACAUGGAUGUGUCAUGAUGUGUGUCGUGUGAGUCGUGCGUGUGGGGCUCUGCGGUCGUUCGAUCAUGUGAACCCCUCUAUUUAUGGCUGUGACAGUCUGGCUGUGGGCUGGGCUAUGGGGAGGACCAGGCCCAUCGCUCUCAUUUUCUGCCUGCCUGCCUGCCUGGAGGUUUUGCCAACACCUACGUCCCUAUCUGUUGUGUUUCUCGUCCUGCCUCUGUGUGUACAUAAGUUUCCCGCGCCCUUUUUGGUCAAGCGUCCCUCCCUCUGUCCCAUUCUCUGCCUCCCGUCUACUCUGUGUCGAAAUUUCUGACAACCCUUGUAUGUGUGUGUAUGUGUCCGUUCGUGUGCUAGGGGCGGAUUGGGAGGGGGAGGUAAUUCAGUCAGCGGACUUGUCAAUCAAUUAAUCGGUCAGACAUACAGACACUGACGUGUGCCUACAUGUGUGUGUGUGUUUAUAAAUAAAUGAAUGUGCAUGGCUGCAGCCACUCUUCCCACCAAAAAUACUCAUCACGCCGGGCGAGAAUUUGAGAGACAAACCCACAAACCCUAACGCGUCUCGUCUUUUUUCAAAAUCCCUGAGAACACACCGCCACGCAGCGCAUAAGAGCAGCAGCAGCUCCAGCAGCUCCCAGCAGCAGCAGCAGCAGCAACCAACAGCAGCAACACCCGUCGGCACUGUUUAGGCGUCGCAGCUGUCCCCUGGACGCCCGGUGUCUUUGAUAAGUAUCGCCAGCGGCAUGUUCUUGUUCCGCCGCGACCUGGAGACCGCCCCU
Molecule: messenger RNA, 4641 nt
Organism: Vitrella brassicaformis
Lineage: Eukaryota; Vitrellaceae
Source: the annotation of a GenBank genome assembly